UCGUCCUUCAGCGCCUCGGGCAUCGACGACGCCCUCGACGCCCUCUCGCUCGCCACGUCGCGCACCGACAAGGCCUACGUCGGGUCCCAGGCCGCAAAGAUCGAGACGCACCCGGAGCGCAGGUUCAAGGCGGCCUUCGAGGCGUACAAGGAGGAGCAGCUUCCGAUCCUGAAGAAGGAGCACCCGGGCCUGCGCCUCAACCAGUACCGUGACAAGAUGUACGAGGCGUUUAAGAAGUCGCCGCAGAACCCGUUCAACCAGGCGCACAUGGCU
Molecule: messenger RNA, 273 nt
Organism: Rhodotorula graminis WP1
Lineage: Eukaryota; Fungi; Basidiomycota; Microbotryomycetes; Sporidiobolales; Sporidiobolaceae
Exons: 3
Biological process (GO): transcription by RNA polymerase II
Cellular component (GO): nucleus
Molecular function (GO): transcription coactivator activity
Source: RefSeq, a predicted model, not a curated record